UUGUGAUGUUUUCUACAACUCGGCGAGACGCACGCAGAUUUAGUUGCAAAUUCUCGCGGCUGCUGUAAAGAUGACAAUGGUGCCACACAAUUGACACAACAACAAUAAACAUGUGUACAUAAAUAUUUAGUGCUAAUCAAAUUUGUCAAGUGCAGUGCUAAUCCUUUUUUACAACGGCUUUAUUCCUCCUCUACACAUAAGGAUUUUUGCAAAUAUUUGCAUCAAGUGCUGGCAAACAAAGUGCAUCAGCAACAAUAAAAGUGUUCAACAACAAUAGCUUAAACAACAACAACAACAAAAACAAAAAAACCAAACAAACAACAACAACAGAAACAUCCUCAAUCUCAGCACUCUCAAGACAAAAGGAAAUUUAAGAGACUGCACUGCAGCCAGCAAUUUUAGCAUUGGAACAAAAGACUUUUCUUUGUUUUUUUGGUACAACUGAAGCAAUUAACUGAAAAUGUAGCGCUGGAAAAGGACAUGGCCAAUGUGGAACAGCAAAUGCGAUGCCAUGCAACGAGCAUAAAUAAACUUGACAUAUUCCGUGAUUAGGACGUGGUGUACCCAAGCGCUCUAAAUGCAGACGAUAUGGGCACAACAUGGCCUCAGCACAGAUGCGACAUUUCUAUAACACACCAACAACAACAACAACAAACAAGUCUACUUCUUUCACAACACGCCAACUCUUACAACAGCAGCAACAACACACGAACAGCAAACGGAAGCAAUUUGAAAGUGAAACGUUUGUGUGCCACACAGCAACAGCAACAACACAAAGUAAAUUGGAAGCAACAUCAACAUGGCAGCCACUCACGCCAGCAACACUCGAGCCAGCAACAGCAACAGCAUCAGCAGAUGAUGUACAAACGAGCCGAUGUGAAAAAGGUGAAUCAAAUUGGUUAUGGACAAUACAUGAGAUUGCUGCCAGCAGCAGCAACACCAGCAGCAGCAACAGCAGCAACAGCAACGGCGCCAGAAUGCUUUCCAAUGUUGGCAAGGAGACACAGCAGCAACAACCGCAGCAGCAACUGCAUCAGCAAUAUCCUGUCGCAAGUUCACAUGGUGCUAAUUGCAAUGACAGCAACAACGUUAUUAGCGCUUGCGUGGCGGGAUGGCAACAUAUUGCUGUUGCUCCUGUGGCUGCCACUGUGGCUAUUGGGCAUUCUAAGCAAGUUGCCCAUAGGAGCACGACAAACACAACAAAAGCAACAGCAACAACAGCAACAGCAAUCAGUACAUGUAAGCCAGCAAUACAAUCACGCUUAUCUUCCAAAAUCAAACACGGCCAAGGUCAGGACUCUGCAACAGCAACACGUACAACAGCAACAACUACAACAACCACAGGAACCACAGGAACAUCAACAGCCAAACAACGAAACGUCUAUCAACACUGCACAAACGAUGUCGCUGCCACUGCCUACGGCCCACGGACUGUCAAAAUCUUUAUGGAUAUGCAAAAAUUUGCACGCACUGUAUUUCCGCUUGUUAUUGUCUUCAAUCUGCUACCUUUGUUCUAUGCAGAAUGUGAUCAGACGUUUGUCUCGCGCAUUGGCGGGCCACAAAACGGCAGCUUCACGGCGCCGCUGCUGCACAACCAUCGCAAUCAUUCGCGCCAAUGCCUCUACACAUUCUUAGCAGGACCUGGACAGCGCGUCGAAGUAGUUUUUAAAUCCUUUAAUUUAAGAGGAAGUCCGCCAGACGGUUCGGCCGUCGGUGAAUUACCAAGCUGUGUUCAUGAGUACAUGGAUAUCUACUCGGAGGUGCAAUCGUCCGAACCAGCGGAGCUGAUCAAUUCCCCAUUCGGCGGUCGCUAUUGUGGCGCCAUUCCGCCGCGUCGUCGCAUUUCCAUGUACCGCGCCGUUGCAAUUUCAUUUUUUAGCAACAAAAAUGUGUCGACCGAUCUGUUCGAGGGCACUUUUAGGUUUAUAAAUGCAUCGGAAUAUGAAAUUGGUAUACCCAUUGCUGGGUCGCCAUGUUCCUACACGAUAACGCCUAGCAUGAGUAUCAAUAAAACUGGCGCACUCAUAUCGCCAACCUAUCCAGGUGCCUAUCCGAAGGAUAUGUCAUGCACAUAUCAAUUUCUUGGUGAAUCGAAUCAAAGAGUUAGAUUAGAGUUUCGUGAUUUUGAUCUGUUUUUUGGUGGACCACACUGCCCAUUUGACUAUGUGAAAGUGUACGAUGGUCCAGAUAAUUCGUCAGCAUUAAUCGGUACAUAUUGCGGACAGCAAAGAAACUUAGUAUUGUAUUCGAGCGAAUCGAGCCUUUUUGUUCAUUUUUAUACCUUGCCGCGCACCGCAAAUACGCAAAAUCGUGGCUUUAAAGGAAUUUAUGAAUUUAGCGAAAGUUUUGUUAAAUUAGAUUUUAUACGUGAAAAUGAUGGCAUUCACAUACGUGGCUCAGAAUGUGAUCAAAAAAUUUUAUCGAAGAAGGAAUCAACUGGCUUUGUGCUCUCACCAAACUAUCCCUAUCCAUAUAUACCAAAAACUGUGUGUAGAUAUUUCAUCUAUGGCAUGCAGGAUGCACAGCAUCUGGAGCGUGUACGGCUCGAGUUUAAUUCUUUCAAUAUACCCAAAAUGGAGCACAAGGAUAAGAGCGAAUCCAACUGCACUGAUGGCUAUCUGAAAAUCUAUCUAAAGGGACAGGAAACUGCCGAUGCUUAUGACAAGUUCGAUUAUGAACUGUGCGGCAAUGAGACGCAGCGUGUGAUCAGCGAUGGUCCUCGCCUGGCGAUGGUAUUCAGUUCGGGUGAGCUGCAGGGGCGUGGCUUCAAGGGCAAGUAUACAUUUGAGACGGAGUACAAGAUACCCGGCACAGCGGCACCCGAUGGCACCUGCAGCUUCACGUAUGUGAGCAGCUCGAAGAAACGCGGAGAGCUAAACAGUCCACGCUAUCCCUCCAACUAUCCGUCGGACACGAACUGUUCCUAUCUGUUCUUGGCCGAGCACAAUGAACAAGUGACAAUUGUUUUCGAUCACUUCAAGAUCAAGGCGGACAACAAUGCGAAUGCCACAGCCGGUGCUUAUGGUUCUAGUGCCUGUUUUGAGGACUGGCUGGAAAUGUAUGUCGUGUAUCGGGAUAACAAUGAUCGCCUGCUCGGCCGCUAUUGUGGUUUGACAGCACCCGGACCCGUUGAGAGCCCCCGGGGUGCGGUUGGUCUGCGCAUCACGUUGCACACGGAUCAGGAGAGCGUGGCGAGCGGUUUUAAGGCGCGCUAUUUCUUCGAAUCGGCCAAAUCCGAUGCAGGCGACUGUGGCGGCAACUUUAGCAACGAAGAUUCCGGCAUUAUCACCUCCCCCAACUAUCCAGCUGGCUACAAAGCACCUGGUCGUGGCAUGGCCUCCAAUGCCUGCAACUGGGUGAUGACUGCACGUGCCGGCUACAAGUUGUCCAUUAACUUUGAGCAGUUUGGACUCGAGGGUGAUCCGGCAGGUCGAGGCUGUCCUGCUGCUGUGCUGCGUCUAUGGGUUAAUGUGGAUUCGGAUCAGCCGCCAGUGGAGCUAUGCGGCGAGAAGCCACCUGUCGAGCAUUGGCAUUAUAUAUCCACGGGUCAAACAGCACGCAUCAGUUUCACCACCAGCGACAAGACCGUUGGGGCACAGGGUUUCCGCGUUGUUUGGACUGAAAUACAGGAUUCGGGGCCGGGUCCACCAUCCAUUGGGCUGCUCUGCGAGUCCACCUAUCACUUCCAGUGUGCGGCGGGAUAUUGCAUAUCGGACAAAUUACGCUGCGAUGGUGUCAAGAAUUGUGGGCCCGGCGAUGAUAGUGACGAAUUGCAUUGUAUCACGGAAGCGGCAGAGGAGGAUCACGACGUCCUAAUUAUAAUAACACUAGUCGUCGUCUUGUCCCUAAUCUGUCUCCUAUGCACACUCUGUCACUCCAGAAGAAAACGUAGAAACCAUGUCCGUCAAUUGGGUUUACAUCGGAAUGCACAUUACGACUCGCAGACGAGUGCAACGGCUGGACUUAGCUCUAGUCGACGGCAUUUGCAAAGUGGCGGGGCGAGCAUUGCGGGGAGUCUGCAUGGCAUCAAUAGCGGUACCUUAAUCAUUCCGCCCGCUCCCCUACCACCUACAAGUGUGCCACCGCCACCUCACAUAUGUAUAGCUGGCGUGGAUAUGGUACAUGGUCUGAUGUCCAACGAUGAGGACGAUGAUGAGAAUGAUGACGACCUCGAAUUUGACGAGGACCAGCUGGAUCCCGACAUAUUUAUAAACGAUGUGCAUUUCGAUGAGGAUAAUAUCGAUCAUAUAAACCAAAUGGCAAAUGUUUAACUAUUUUUUUUUUUCGGUUUAAAAGCAUUUUUAUCGUUAGUUUCAGUUAUAAAGCGCUUUAGGUUAAGCCGUGUCCUUAACAAAGGACACUUAAAUGCAUAAAAGCGAAGUGCGAACUGUAUGUAGUUGGUUGAAGUAGUUAAAUGUUUACAAGCUACAUCAACACAGCUAGAAAGCUUAAAAAACAACAAGAAAAAGCAUAAGAUGUAGAAGAAGAUGACGAAAAAUAAGAAGAGCAAGCAGAUAAAUUCAAAAGUUAACAAUACCUAAAAGACGAAAAAUUAUGCAAAAGUGCGAAUUGAUUAAGAUAUAAAUUAAAUAAGCUAUAGACAAGGCGCAAAAACGUAAACGUAAAAUAAAAGUAAAGUAGGUUGAUAAACAUUGUAGUAGCGAUUAAUGAUGAAACAAUGAAUCGAUCAAACGAUUAAACAAUGAGACGAUGAACAAUGACGACAGGCAACAAAUAAUAAUUACAUUUAAAUAUACAUACAAGCAUACAUUACUAUAUUAUACACAUAGCGACUACGUAUGACAGAUAAUAGUAAAAAUAAAUGAAUCGGAGA
Drosophila innubila is the source of this 4834-nucleotide messenger RNA. Its product is annotated as cubilin. NCBI's taxonomy places the organism in Eukaryota, Metazoa, Arthropoda, Insecta, Diptera, Drosophilidae. Gene Ontology annotation, cellular component: plasma membrane. The record is from RefSeq and is a predicted model, not a curated record. Gene Ontology annotation, molecular function: protein binding. The transcript has 17 exons. Bases 600 to 4271 code for a protein of 1223 amino acids.